AUGAAAAUAUUUGGCCGAUCCAUCAAACCUCAGGUGACAGCAUUCGAACGAUCCAUCAGACCUCAAGUUACAAGAUUCGGACGAUCCAUAACACCUCAGGUUACAAGAUUUGGACUCUCCAUCAGAUCACAGGUCACAAGAUUUGGACGAUACAUCAGACCUCAAGUCACAAGAUUCGGACGAUCCAUCAUAUCUCAGGUCACAAGAUUUGGACGAUCCAUCAGAUUACAGGUCACAAGAUUUGGACGAUCCACCAGAUCACAGGUCACAAGAUUUGGACGAUCCAUUAAACCUCGAGCUACAAGAUUUGGACAGUCCAUCAGAACACAGGUCACAAGAUUCGGACGAUCAAUCAGAUCUCAGGUUACAAGAUUUGUACGGUCCAUUAAACCUCUGGCCAAAAAAUUUGGACGGUCCAUCAGAACACAGGUCACAAGAUUUCGACGAUCUAUCAGAUCUCAGGUCACAAGAUUUGGGCGAUCCAUCAGACUUCAGGUCACAAGAUUUGGACGGUCCAUUAGAUCACAGGUCACAAGAUUUGCGCGGUAUGUCAGACCUCAAGUCACAAGAUUUGGACGGUCCGUCAAAUCUCAAGUCAAAGGAUUUGAACGAUCGACCAGAUCACAGGCCACAAGAUUUGGACGGUCCAUCAGAUCACAGGUCACAAGAUUUGGACGGUCCAUCAGAUCACAGGUUACAAGAUUUGGACGGUCCAUCAGAUCACAGGUCACAAGAUUUGGACGGUCCACCAGACCUCAAGUUACAAGAUUCGGACGAUCCAUCAUAUCUCAGGUCACAAGAUUUGGACGAUCCAUCAGAUUACAGGUCACAAGAUUUGGACGGUCCACUAGACCUCAAGUUACAAGAUUCGGACGAUCCAUCAUAUCUCAGGUCACAAGAUUUGGACGAUCCAUCAGAUUACAGGUCAAAAGAUUUGAACGGUCCACCAGAUCACAGGUCACAAGAUUUGGGCGGUACGUCAGACCUCAAGUCACAAGAUUUGGACGGUCCAUCAUAUCACAGGUCACAAGAUUUGGAAGGUCCAUCAGACCUCAGGUCACAAGAUUUGGAAGGUCCAUCAGACCUCAGGUCACAAGAUUUGGAAGGUCCAUCAGACCUCAGGUCACAAGAUUUGGAAGGUCCAUCAGACCUCAGGUCACAAGAUUUGGAAGGUCCAUCAGACCUCAGGUCACAAGAUUUGGAAGGUCCAUCAGACCUCAGGUCACAAGAUUUGGAAGGUCCAUCAGACCUCAGGUCACAAGAUUUGGAAGGUCCAUCAGACCUCAGGUCACAAGAUUUGGAAGGUCCAUCAGACCUCAGGUCACAAGAUUUGGAAGGUCCAUCAGACCUCAGGUCACAAGAUUUGGAAGGUCCAUCAGACCUCAGGUCACAAGAUUUGGAAGGUCCAUCAGACCUCAGGUCACAAGAUUUGGAAGGUCCAUCAGACCUCAGGUCACAAGAUUUGGAAGGUCCAUCAGACCUCAGGUCACAAGAUUUGGAAGGUCCAUCAGACCUCAGGUCANUCCAUCA
Molecule: messenger RNA, 1530 nt
Organism: Exaiptasia diaphana
Lineage: Eukaryota; Metazoa; Cnidaria; Anthozoa; Actiniaria; Aiptasiidae
Exons: 1
Biological process (GO): extracellular matrix organization
Cellular component (GO): extracellular matrix
Source: RefSeq, a predicted model, not a curated record